Camelus dromedarius (Arabian camel) is the source of this 4027-nucleotide messenger RNA. RefSeq lists its product as uncharacterized. Bases 1 to 627 code for a protein of 208 amino acids. The record is from RefSeq and is a predicted model, not a curated record. The transcript has 6 exons. NCBI's taxonomy places the organism in Eukaryota, Metazoa, Chordata, Mammalia, Artiodactyla, Camelidae.
AUGGAAUUUAAGCUUCAGCCAAUAAGUAGUGACUACCCCUUUGUCUUUGUUGGCCCUGUGCUGGUGCCAGACACAAUGAAAAGAGUAGACGUGCUGCCUGCCUUCACAGAACUCCCCGUUUGCAAUGCGCGCAGAGCUGUCUCCACCGCGCCCCGCCGGCCGGGAGGGGGCGCGCGAGCUCGCCGUGCCGGCCCGACAGGCACCGCCCACCCCGCGGGACCCGCCUGGGCGUCCCGCCCCCACGGACUCGGGCGCUGCGGCCACGGGGAGGACGUGGGGUUCGCCGCGGGCAGGAGCCCCGGCCCGGGAGAGGCGCCGCCGGGGCCCCGCGAGCGCGUGGGGGCGGCGAGAGCGGAAGAGAUGGAUUCCCUGGAAGUAGCUCUUCACGGCCAGUGUAGGGCCCGCCCUUCCCUGGGCAGAGUCUUGCUCUCCCAUCACCUGCACCAAAGAGGUGUCCAGGUCCUCCAGCUGCUGAUGGAGUCCAGUGUGGAGUUUGUCCAGGAGGGUGGUGUCGCAGGCAGCAGAGGAGCGCUCUGCGUGGAAGAGGUUGAAGAUCUGCUGGAGCAUCUCGUGGAGGACAGAGAUGGCCUGGGCCUUCCGGAGCUGGCUGCCAUCCAUCUCCCAUAGUCAGCCAAGCUUCCUCAUUCCUCUGGAUUUGUCCUUUCAGGAAUGGGGACCAUUUGAUGAGUAACUGCCGAAGGAGAAAGGUCUAUGACCUGUUCACAAUUUUCUCGUUAUCCAGGGUUCAUGUGAAUUGCUCAAGAUAAAAUGAUGAAUGACUGAGACUGUCGGAUUUUGUCUACAAAAGUAUGAGCAGGUGGCAAGUGCUUCACUAGAGCCUCCUGAUCAGAAAUGCAACUGGCAUUUUCCACUCUUUCAACGUUUUCCUGCUAAUGACUCUUCAGGCUGUUCUCUCAAAAUUUGUAGCUGAUUUCUUCAUUAUUUUCAGUGAGCACAGGCAUUUCAGUUCUAAUUCCAAGACCCACAAAAUGUUUAUCCUUUAUGGCCCCACCUCCCCUCACUCAUUAGCACACGUGUAAUCUCACUCUUCGGCUCAGUGUGAACACAGCCACACAUCUUCCAUCUGAACCCCCGGUAACUCAUUCUUCAGUGGAUAGCCGUGAGUCAGCUCAUCACACUUUCAACUUUUAUUCAAGGCAUUCUUAGAAAGCAGUCAUUGCCCUUGGAUGCACUGAGGCAAAAGGAAAACAAAUGCAAAUCUGACUCUGAUGAGAGUGAAACAAGUAAACUAAAAAAAAAGUGACAGUGGGAUUCUCCUCGUGUGUUACCGCCUUGCGGCUGCUCCAGUACGGUUUCUGCUGAUUAAUUCCACCAAGCACGCUCUCACCGAGAUAGAGAGUGAUUCUGUGGAAGUAUCUCCUCACAGCCAGGAUGGGGUCCUCAUUCAGCAGGGGACGCCCUUGCAGCUCCGCCUCCUGCUUCGGACAGGCUUCCAGCUCCGUCAGCUGCUGAUCAAGCCCAGUGCAGAGUCUGUGCAGGAGGCUGUCCUCCCAGGCAGCAGACGAGCCCUCUGUGCUGAAGAGGAGGAAGAGCUGCUGGACCAGCUCAUGGAAGACAGAGAUGGCUUGAGCCUUCUGGAGCCGGUGGCCACCAAGGACCUCCUGAGGGAAUCCAAAGUCCUGUCUGUCCUUCAGGCAGGAGGAGGGGGAGAUUCUCCUCAUUUGUCCCAGGAGCAUCAAGGUCCUCCUGGUGGCCAGGCUGUGGGUCUGAGGCAGGUCACACCCCAGAGAGCAGAUGGAGUGACAGCUGAGCGCCACCAGGGCCAUCAGUACAGACAACGGUCGAGCCAUUGGGGACAUUGUAGGUGCUGCUGGCCUGGCUGAGGUGGGUGACUCUGUGAGCCCUGGUGUCUGAAGGUUCUCUGAAGACCUGCCUUUGUGCCUGUGUCUUAAAUGGGGACCCGGUUGUUUCCAUUUUCUGAAUGUUUCCUCUUACUUUCUACUUCUGUUUUUGCUUUUCAGUUUGCACUCUCCCAGUGGGUUAGGGCAGCGUUUCUAAGCCCUUUUUGUUUCAUCAUUGCCUCCUUUCCCUACCCAAGGAACCUUUUUGAUAUUUUCUCCUACUUCCUUUUACCUUUUGAUUACGAUAUCAUGUAUAUACUGUGUAUCCAUUUGUAUACACCGUGGAGGUCUCUCCUUAGUACAUAGGGAAUGGGAAGUGCAGAGCUUUCUCUGUAGUCAGUGCAGGGUUAAGAAUGACAAAACAACACUUAAGCUAUACAUUAAACUUAAAAGCUAUUAACUUCUAAUUUAACUUUAAAACUGAGUUUGAAGAGUGACUUAGAAUGGAAGACGUUUACCUGUAUGGAUAGGAAUGUGUCAAUUGACAUUUUCAAAUGAAAUUUAUAUAAAUACUUUAUUAAAAAUUUUAUAGAUAAAAGUCAUUCAUAACUUUUCAAAAUCAUUGGAGAAAUUUGAUUAUUUUCUUCACCAUUAUUUUUAAGUACUUAACUCUUUAAAAUACUACAUUACCUUUCUUUUCAUUCAUAAUUCAACCGACUGAAAUGCAUUAUGAAACAUGAAUUGGUUAAGUCCUAGGAUUUCGGGGAUUAGCUACAGAGUCAUCAGGUAGCAGGUAACGGGAGGAUGUAGAUGAGAGUAAGUGAAAGUAGUUGAAGUUGGUGAUGGGAACGUGUGCACGAUGAAUCCUGUAGUGUCUCCUUUUAUAGGUGUACUUUUCUGUUUACAGUUCUUACAAAAGAAAACUCUAUAUGGGAGAGUAGUUGACAUUCAGUAGAUGAGACUGAGGCCUGACCCGACUUGUCCCCUCCUCAGACUACCUCCCAGGGGUCUGCAAACACCUACAGGGAGGGAAACCAUCUUCCUCCACAUUCUCAGAUGUGUAUUUCACUCCCUAUCGUUUCAGGAGCUCGAUGGAUAUUCAGGAAGGGAAUCAAAUCAUGAUGAUAAUAAGAGAUAGAAUGAAAACGAAGUAGAUUUUUUUCCUCCUGAGCUUAUUUAUGCCUUUGGGAAUCAACUUGUAGGCUUUCUUCAAACAGUCUAUGAAGCUGUGAACUCUGAGCGACAUCCAAGUCAUCUUCCCCAAGCUGAAGUUGUAUAAUAAGAAUUGGGGUCAGUUUGGUUUUUAAUAAACUGUGUGCAAGCAAGAACCUUGUUUUUUUCCUCCAACCCCACCCAGAACUUCAUUAGGACAAAUAGUGUAAAAAUGAAAAGCGGUCUUAUGCCUUGAAAGUGUCUCCUCUUCCGUGAGCCGUCCAGAAGCUUCCCAACAUUUUUGCGCUUGGAUUGCCAUGAGCAUAAAUUCAGGCCGUGUAAUGUGAGCAGAAGUCAUCUUGCCCUGUACUGUCCUGGCCCCUGAAAACAUCCCAUGUGAUCCACCAUACUCUUCUCGUUACCGCUGAGUGGACUAGACCCAAGUGCUACAGGGGACUUUGGAGCCACACGUUGAUUGUGGAAAAUCCACAAAACAGAGGGUUCUUAGGUCCCUGAGUCACUCUGGAGGAGAGGUAACCAGACUGUUCAUCUGAUCAGGAAGGCUUGGAUCGUGCUCUCAAAGGAAGGAAAGAGAGAAACCGAUUCCUUAGAAGUACUUUUUCACAGCCAUAUGGAGUCUUCACAGCUCGGUGGAGUCCUUCCAUCCCAACUCCUGCACCAGUCAGGUCUCCAGGACUUGCCAAUGCUGAUAAAGUCCAGUAAAGAAUUUUUCUAGGCCAAUCAUAUUCCAACCGAUCUCUUAUGCUGAAGAGUUUGAAGAUUUGCUGAAGCAUCCGGUGGAGGAUAGCAGUGAUCCUAGCCUUCUGGACCUUGCUGCCACCCACCAGAAACAACAGAAAACAGUUGGAACCAGCUGAAUGUCCAUCAGUAGGGAACUAGCCAAAUAAUGUAUGACACAACCAUUCAGUGGGAAACAAUACAACUAUUUAAAAAGAUGAAGAAAUUCUCUAUACAGUAAUAUGAGAAGAUCUCCAAGCUAAAAAAGAUAGGUGCAGAACAGUGAGUAUGUAUGCUAUUAUAUAAAAAUACUGUAAUAAAAGAAUAUUAUCUAA